This is a messenger RNA of Pimephales promelas (fathead minnow), 2573 nucleotides long. It is a transcript of the gene hmox2b, whose product is annotated as heme oxygenase 2b. NCBI's taxonomy places the organism in Eukaryota, Metazoa, Chordata, Actinopteri, Cypriniformes, Leuciscidae. The record is from RefSeq and is a predicted model, not a curated record. Gene Ontology annotation, biological process: heme oxidation; response to oxidative stress; heme catabolic process. Gene Ontology annotation, molecular function: heme oxygenase (decyclizing) activity; heme binding.
UUCAUCCUGCAGCUUCCUGUAUUGAGUUCAUAACGGAGAGCUCGGACGCCGCUGAUUAAAAAGAAUCCGUACGUACGAGCAUCUUUUGAUCAUUUCAAAACAAUCACCUGACUGGAUGCUGAACUAUUGUCAUCUGCUGUAGGGACACUGACAGUUGAAGCUCGUGCUCAGGAGGUUUUGAGUCAGGACAGAUUGAACAGAAGACAGAGGAAUGUCUGCUAUGAAGACUGAAGAGGAUGCUAACGGGACGAGCACAGCUAACGGAGGAGGACGAGGAGGAGUGUGUGAGGAGGGCAGCGUCACGGUCCUCAGUCCCACUGACCUAUCAGAGAUGCUGGCAGCAGGAACCAAAGAAGUUCACGAGAAGGCCGAAAACACAGAGUUUGUCAAAGACUUCCUGAAGGGACGGAUCCGCAAGGAGCUCUUCAAGCUCGGCCACGUGGCUUUAUUCUUCACGUACUCCGCCAUGGAAGAGGAGAUCGAGAGGAAUAAAGAGCACCCUCAUUUCGCCCCGCUCUACUUCCCCCACGAGCUCCACCGGCGGGACGCUCUGGCUCGGGAUCUGGAGUUCUUCUACGGCGAGGACUGGCAGAGUCGGAUCCGCAUCUCUCCCGCGACUCAGCGGUACGUGGACCGCAUCCGGCAGGUCGGCCGGGACCAGCCCGCGCUCCUCGUGGCCCACGCCUACACGCGCUACAUGGGGGACCUCUCGGGGGGGCAGGUGCUGAGGAAGGUGGCCCAGCGCGCGCUGAAGCUGCCGCCCACAGGAGAAGGCCUGAGCUUCUACGAGUUCGACGGCAUCCACAGCGCCAAGGCCUUCAAGCAGCUGUACCGCAGCCGGAUGAACGAGCUGGAGCUCGACACACACACCAAGAGCAGGGUCGUGGAGGAAGCCAACCUCGCCUUUCAGUUCAACAUGGAGAUUUUUGGAGAACUAGAGGAGGUUGGAAAGACCCUUCAGGACGAUGUUUUAGACGCCGCUCCUGCUCAUGGCGAGAUACAAGGAGACGUCAGUCAGUGUCCGUACCAUGCUGCCAAAACGGCUGCCAGUAAUGGAUCAUCUUACGUUUGUCAAGUGGCCAUGACUGUGCUUAAAAAUCCCUCCGGUCAAGUCCUAUUGGCCGCCUGGAUCGCUGCUCUAGCCGGAUUGGCUGCUUGGUACCUCAUGUGACCCAGUCUUAGUGCAUCCCAUUUGCCCCCCUCGUCCUUGGAUAAAUGUGAUUUAAAAUGAUAAUGAGCACAGACUUUUUAAACGCAGGAUAGCAUAGGUUAUUGUGGCAGCGUUGAUGAAGUUAAGGCUGGAGAAGAGCUGCGGAAUUAUGCAGAGUGUUAUUUUUAUAGUUUUAUCGCAGUAUCGAGUCAUUUGGUGCGACAAGUCAAAUGGGCUGAAACAUAUUCUACGCAAGUACGUGAACAUAAACGCAAGAUUGAUUACAUGCGUCAUGUUAAUUGUGUUGAAUUCUCAUUCAUCACUAUAGGGGGCGCUAUAGAAGGUAUUAGUGCAAAUUGUCUUCAAAAGUGAGUUUUAUUGGCCCAAUUUGUCAUGCGUGCUUUCAAAUGAGAUAUGCUAUGCAUAUAUGCAGCAUUUAUAAAGAAAAGCAGGAUUUCUGCAGGGCAGACCACUGAGAUGUCAGGUCAAAAAAUGACUGCCACAACGGUUAAUGAAGAAAAGCCUUUUUUGAAGAGGUUUAGAAUGUAAAAGAUGGUGGAAUUGCACAUUAAGGUCAUUUUUGUCUAGUUACACAAAAGGACGUGUUACAGACUCGGCAUUUAGGGAUUUUUCUACAUAGUCGGUUUAAUGGGCCAGAAUGAACAGUUUUUACUAAUUGAGGUUUUCAGUGAUGAUGUAGAUAAAUAACUUUUAUACAUUCAUUAUUAUUGUGUGUACAUAUUAUUAUAUGUCAUAUGUAUACACAAUUAUAUAUAUAUAUAUAUAUAUAUAUAUAAUUACUAUAGGCUGAUAGAUUGGUCCAGGGCUUUACUCAAGGCUUUGAUGAAUGAUUAUCAGAUAUAUUAAGUAUUUGAAUGCAAUUUAAACAAGGGAACAAUACUGAAUGAAUUACUAUACUGUUUUUGUACAAGCUAGAAUUAGCAAUAGUGUUUUUCUCUGAAGGUGAUUCAUUGAUCCGACUUGCAGUAUGAAAUUAUUAACAUUUAUGGAUAAUUGUUAUGUAUGCAAUAAUUUCUCGAGUCUUCAUGCAACUUUUAAUCCAUUCAUUGAUAGUUUUGUUCCCUUUGACAUUAUAUUUUUUGUUUAAGAGCUAACCUUAAAGAUCAUUAUACUGAUGAAUAUUUUUCUUGAAGUGUUUAAUGUAAUACCAAAUGCUGAGGGGCCGAACAUUCACAGGACUUUUUGAACCAAAGGACAUGUUACUUUGCAUUACUAAUCGGAUCAUAAAGUGUUUUUCAUAAAUGGUUGUGCUUGGGUUUUAUGCAGAUAAUUUAAUUUUUUGGCUUAUUUUGUGUUUUGAAUAACUGACUGCUUUAAAAAAAAGUGCUUUUUUAGUUGUUUAAAUUGUUCCCUUCAGAUGUAUGUUCACUGUAAUGAGUAAUAAAUUUACAACUGUGCUGCA